Messenger RNA from Clupea harengus (Atlantic herring), 3272 nucleotides. It is a transcript of the gene wiza, whose product is annotated as WIZ zinc finger a. The record is from RefSeq and is a predicted model, not a curated record. Lineage: Eukaryota; Metazoa; Chordata; Actinopteri; Clupeiformes; Clupeidae. Gene Ontology annotation, cellular component: nucleus. Gene Ontology annotation, biological process: regulation of transcription by RNA polymerase II. Gene Ontology annotation, molecular function: DNA-binding transcription factor activity, RNA polymerase II-specific; RNA polymerase II cis-regulatory region sequence-specific DNA binding.
UGUUCAUGGUUCCUUGAUGUUAUCCAGAUGGUGUUAUUAGCGGCUCACCCGCUGUGUUAUUGGUAACGUUGGAUAUGCUGCUGUCACUAUGCUCUAUACAUAUCUGGUUAACGUUACUUUUCAAGAUGUGCUUUCCUAGCCGUUUUAAACGAAACAAUUAUAGGGUCCGUUGUUUAUGUACUAACCUAUUUAAUGUUUGAGACAGUACAAGUGAAACAGCAGUCAGGAAUAAUCUUUCCAUCUAUCCACUGGUUAGCCAUGCUGUUUCAGACCGAAACUUUUCAAAACUUCCGUUUCAUAGAGGGUAAACUUCCUCUAGCUUUGGCGCUUGAAACUGAUCACGUUGUAUGCAUGCAGACACGUCAGAAUCGUUGUGACGGCUGGCCGUUUCGGUUAAUAAUUCAAAUUAGUUUCUGUUAAUCUAGAUUAUUACUUUUAUAUUGACGUUACAUUCCUUAGUUGGAUAUGGCUUUCGAAAGUAGAAUUGUCUGUGCUGCUCGAGGCUGCCAGAACAAUGGCCAGGCACUGAGGUCCUGGUUAGAGAGAAAACAAGACAUGAUCCUUGGCAACAUAAAGAAGAGCGUGAAUGUGCAAAGAAAAUCCAUGGAAACGCCUGCAACACCCUCAACUGGCUCCGACUUGUCCGAGCUGCAGAAGUGCGAGCUGUGUGGCACCUGCUUCGAGACGCGGCGAGGCCUCUCCAGUCACGCACGAUGCCACCUGCGGCAGCUCGGCGUGUCCGUGUCGGAGAGCAGCGGUGCGCCCAUCGAGCUGCUCUACCGCCUGAUCGAAGAACGCGACGGCCAGCUGCCUAAACCCCCGCCUAAGGUCAACACUUCGAAGAAGCACAAGGGGCUGCAUGCUGUCAAGAGGGACGGCCAGGUCCAGGGUCCUGCACUCAAGAUCAAGAUCUCCAACCUGGUCAGGAAGAAGUACAGCAUUUUCUCGGCCACGGCCCGCAAGAGUUCAGCCGGUGCCUCCAGCCGCCUCUCUCUACCCUCGGUGUUCCCCGCCUCCCCCGCUGUGAAGAAGGCCGUUGUCUCCGCGUCCUCAUCCUCAUCCUUUUCCCUCUCUCCGCUGCACGUCGAGGACUCGGGGACGAGCGCUGAGAGGAGUCCUCCUGCCACUACGGCCCCCGCAGCCUCAGCCAAGCCCCUGUGGGCCCCUCAGGAAACAGAUGCCCCGCUCAACCUUAUGAACAUGGACCCCUCCGGGCGGGAUGACGUGCAUGUGUGCGAGCUGUGUGGCGCCUGGUUUGAGACACGGAAAGGCCUCUCCAGCCACGCCCGUGCCCAUCUCCGCACCUUCGGCAUCGAUAGCAUGGAAGCCAAAGGCGCCCCCAUCGACGCCCUCCACCAGUUCAUGAUCAGCAAGGGUCUCAAGCCUGGCAGUGCCAACAUGCAGUCGGGCGACGGAAGAGAGGCAGACCUGACACCAACUGCCUCUGUCAAACGGCCAGCUCAGCCAUCCCCAUCUCCCAAAGCCGUUUCUAAAGGCCUGUCCUUACCCACACCGCCUGUCAAACGCUUCAAAACCUCCUCCUCCUCCUCGGAAGGCCCGCCCUCACACGAGUCUCCACUAAAGGAUGACGAGUCUGCAAAAAGUGAUGGCGAGCUGGCGCGGGACAUCGUGUGUGAGUUCUGCGGCGAGCUGUUCAUGCGCAGCCAGAGCCUCUCCAGCCACGCCCGCUCCCACCUGCGCCAGCUGGGCAUCACCGAGUGGACGGUGCAGGGCUCGCCCAUGGCCACGCUGCGGGAGGUCAUGGCCCAGCGCGGCGUCACCAGCAUCCUCAAGCUCCCCUCCAACACCUCCUCGCAGACCGCGCCGGCACGCAGUCCGCUCAAGAUCCCUCCUCCUCCUCCGAGCCCGCUCCGGGUCCCCAGCCCCCUCAAGGCCUCGGGCCCCUCCCUGGGUCUGGGUCUCGCUCUGGAUCCAGGCCCGGCCACGCUGCUCCACAAGCUGCCCAAGGCCCGCAAGGGCUCCCGCUUCGUGAACAAACCCAAGGACGAGCCCAUGGAGGUGGACGUGAGUGAGGUGUUGGUCUUACCCGGGCCUUCCAGGAGCGGGAUUCCCCAGUCCCUCGUCAGGAGCGACUUCAGCUCUGCCAACACUCCAGUUAGAGCACCCAAGUCAGAGCAGGAUGUAAACCAAGCGUUCGAGUGCGACUACUGCAAUGAGACGUUUGACAGCCGCAAAGCCCUCUCCUGCCACGCCCGUGCCCACCUGCGGCACCUGGGGGUGCGCUGGCCUGCCCAGGCCUCCCCCAUCGAUGCCCUCCACAAGCUGAUGCAGCGCGAGGGCACCGCCCGCGCCUCCGAGGUCAAGCUGGAGCCCAGCGUCUGGAGAAGGCAGAGCUCCUCGCCCGGAGCCUCCACACCUGCCCCAGGGGCCCUCCCACCUGCCCCAGCAGCCCUCACACCAGCGCCAGGAGAACCCGCUGCCAAAGGGGGGAAGGCAUCCUCUGAAGCCUUUGACGCCACGUGUGAGCUGUGUGGAUUUGACUUUGAGAACCGCAAGGCCCUGGCCAGCCACGCUCGUGCCCACCUCCGGCAGCAGGGCGUGGAGUGGCGCACCAACGGCUCGCCCAUCGAGACGCUCAGCGCCUGGAUGCAGAAGGAGCCGGGCAAGGUGGCGGAACUGCACAAGCGCUACCUGAUGGGAGACCUGCCGCAUGUUAAGAGGAGGAGCACGACCUCGCCCUCCUUCUCCAGUGACUCCGAGAUGCUUCACGGCAGCAGCCACAGGUCCUCGUCUUCACUCAGGUCCUCUCUGGGGCUGUUACACGGCUCGCGGGCUUCUGGGCUGGGUUCCUCCGGAGGUAAAGGAGGCAAGAGCCACGGCAACCAGGGGUCCACACAGGGGUCAUCGGGGGCCCACAGCGACCUCAACGUACGACUGCCUAGAGGGAGUGACCGUCGCCCUCCAAAGCACCAGUCCCACACGGAGAGCCGAGCCCGUGAGGCCAACGAGCCCAAACCCUCCCGCUCUGGAAACAUCCCCUCGCUGGUGCCCAGGCCGCCGGAGACCCCACUGGUCAAACAGUUUGGAAAGGUCUACUCUCUCAAGUGCAGGUUCUGUGAGAAGGAGUUCCACGGGCCGCUGUCUGUGCAGGAGGACUGGGUGAGGCACCUCCAGGAGCACAUCCUCAACCUCAAGAAGGAGGGGGCCGCCACGUCCCCGCCCAGCCCCCUCCCUCAGCCCACGUCCCCCAUCCUCCUCACGCUGCAGCCUGUCUGACGUCCCCACACACACACGCGCACACACACACACAC